GAGGAGAAGAAGAAGAAAGAGGAGCCAGCCACCGGGCCUCGACCGCCCCACAGAGAGGAAGAGGAGGAAGAGUCCGGCGGGGAGCAGCGGAAGGAAGUGGCGACGCAGUCUUCACGGGUCAAGGAGGAAGAGGAGAAGAAAGACGAGGAGGAGGCGGAAAGCGAGGAAGACAUGCCCUCGGUACAGAUCAAGGCGGAGCCAGAGGAGAUGGAGUGCACGGCCAAUGUAGGUGAUGAUUGUUCACAGCCAACAGACCUGAAGGUGAAGUCUGAAUGCAAGACAGAACCCAGUUCCCCUCAGCCGAGCCCCACCGAGGACCAGACCGAGCCCGUCGACCUCUCGCUCAACAAGCCGCGCUCCUCUUCCACAGCCAACCCCACAGCCAACCCGUCGCCCGGCACCGCUGUGACGCAGCCCAGCCUCCCGGCGACGCCGGUCCCCUCUGCGGUACAAUCCAUAGGCUCCAUGGUCCUCUCUCCGGGCUCCAUCUUAGCCACACAGGGUGCAGGAGGUCAGCAGAUCCUCCACGUCAUCCACACAAUCCCUUCGGUCACCAUGCCGAGCAAGGUCGGCCAGUUGCAGACCAUCCCUGUGGUGGUGCAGUCGCUGCCCGUCGUCUACACCACCGUGCCUCCCGAUGGCGUCGCCACGGCCGCCAUCACAGUGCCGCUCAUCGGCAGCGACGGGCGCUCAGAAGGUUCCGUUCGUAUUAAACCGGGCUCGACGUCUCCGGUGGAGUACCAGACCGACAGCGAGGCGGAGAGCGGGACAGAGUCCAGAUCGCCCUCGCUGAGCGCCCAAAGCCUGGACGCAGGGUCAGUUAUGGACUUGGAGCCAGUCGAUCCAGAUUCUCUAGACCUCAAGAGGCGACGGAUCCACAUGUGCGACUAUGAAGGCUGCAAAAAAGUUUACACCAAGAGCUCCCACCUCAAAGCCCACAGGAGAAUACACACAGGAGAGAAACCCUACCACUGUACCUGGGAGGGCUGCACCUGGCGCUUUGCACGCUCAGACGAGCUCACCCGACAUUUCCGCAAGCACACAGGAAUCAAACCUUUCCGCUGCACUGAGUGCGACCGCUCCUUCUCCCGGUCCGACCACCUCUCCCUGCACCGCCGCCGCCACGUGAUGAUGUGAACCUCCUAACCAACUCCUCCCCGCCGAUUCGGUCCUUCACAGCACAUCGGCCCCGCCCCUCCCCACCUCACCAGCAUUGACUUCAUCCUGUUUGCAGACGACAACAAAAAAAGACGUUUGAAACGUGGCGGAUUUUAGGGACGUCUUCAUGUUUGCAUGCACGUGCGGUGGAAUCGUCCUCGCCGUCCAUCCCGAGGAAGUCCUCUCUGUACAAUCCAGAACUCUACGAGUCGUCACCGCCUGAAGGGAAGAGACUGAGGAGCGUCCAGGAAAUCCAUCCAUCCUUUCCAUCCAUCCAUCGGAGGAGAGGCGGGGACACAGCAGAGACCUUCAGUCUCUACUGGGGUGUCACUUCAGCUGCUCUUUUGGCCGUCCUGAUCUCCUGGGAGGACCGACGGAUCGAUUCGUCUUCUUUGGGAUUCACGUUCUGCUACAUCUGUGCCCAGAGGCGGUUCAGCCCAGAAGUAGAUCUAACGCUGGAGUUUGGAUGAACUCUACAGUGAUUGGAUCGUACCAUUUGUAAAUGUGGGGGGGUUCGUCUGCAUCCACAGCAGCUGAAGUGACAUCUGUCCGUCCCCCUCCAACGAUACAGUUUCAAGACUGUGAAUUUAAAUCAAGAAUCUGAUUUUGGGGUUUUUUGGUGGAUCAGUCGCAUUGUUGCCCCCCCCCCUCUAUGAUAACAGUAUUUGCUUUGGAUGUGUUGUUGUUUUAGGAAAAAAAGGCCUUCAGUCCUCGUUUUUUUCUUCUCUGCCAUAUUCUGAACAGAAAAAAAAAGUUUUUUUGGAGGAAAAUGUUGAAAAAUAGAAACGUAGAGAGGAGUGGUGGAAGGAGACGACUCCGGCAGGGAGGGGGGGACUUUUGUUCACGCGUGUGUGCGUGCGUGUGUGUGUUUGUGCAUGUUUUAACGAUAAAAAACACAUUAUCAGAGCAGAUUUUUAUGAGUGUGUGUUCCGGGCACCUGUUGUUGUUUUACCUCUUGCCCGUUGAGCCUUAAUAACUGAAGUCAAUCUGUAAGGGCAAAUCCAGAGCCGCUGAGAGACGACGAGCCAGCACAAAUCCAGCAACCUUUGACCUUUUUGUCCUUAAAAGAGAAUUAAAAAAAAAGAUUUAAUGUUCUCUACGGAAAGAAAGAGAGCUUAAAUUGAAGAUACCUCCUACCUGCUGCCUUUAGCCCCUCCACCUGUCCGGCCGUCACCUCCACCCCCUCAGCAGUCGUCUUUCAGGGGUUCUGGGGAAACCAGGCACUGUGUCGGGCUGUCAGGGUCCAUUGCGCCUGGGGUUUGAACCACGGGGAAACUAAGCGCUCUCCUCUCUAGCAUUUUCAGCCCAGCGGGGGUCAGUUCUCCCAACCUCCACGCUAACACCUCUAUGGGGUCAAAUCAGGAUCUUCUGAGGGGGCGGGGUCUGUAGGCUAACAGAAAACGUGUUUUCUCAUUGCAGUUCUGUCUGCGAUUGUUGUUAACACUGUUUUCUGUUGGAGAAAACAGUGUUUUCUUUUAGCAAAAGAUUGUUUUACUAUCAGAAGACAUGUUAGCAAAACACCAUUAGCAAAAUGCAGUUUUUUCUGUUAGCAAAACUGUGUUUACAUUAGCAAAAGACUGUUCUGCUAACAGCAUUUUCUGUUAGCAAACACCAUUAGCAAAACGCUGUUUUGUUGUGUUUCGCUAACAGUGUUUUCUGUUAUCAAAACACUGUUUUACUAGCAGAGUUGUCUGUUAGUAAAACACUAUUAGCAAAACAAAGUUAGCGAAACACUGUUUACAUUUUGCUAAAUGUAAACAGUGUUUCGCUAGCAGAAAACAUUGCGUUUUGCUAAAUGGCGUUUUCUGUUAACAAAACACAGUAAAUAUUCUU
Molecule: messenger RNA, 2991 nt
Organism: Oryzias melastigma (Indian medaka)
Lineage: Eukaryota; Metazoa; Chordata; Actinopteri; Beloniformes; Adrianichthyidae
Gene: klf8
Product: Kruppel-like factor 8
Biological process (GO): regulation of transcription by RNA polymerase II
Molecular function (GO): DNA-binding transcription factor activity, RNA polymerase II-specific; RNA polymerase II cis-regulatory region sequence-specific DNA binding
Source: RefSeq, a predicted model, not a curated record